This is a messenger RNA of Oncorhynchus nerka (sockeye salmon), 979 nucleotides long. Its product is annotated as nucleolin-like. The transcript has 7 exons. The record is from RefSeq and is a predicted model, not a curated record. NCBI's taxonomy places the organism in Eukaryota, Metazoa, Chordata, Actinopteri, Salmoniformes, Salmonidae. Bases 146 to 589 code for a protein of 147 amino acids.
CAGAGUGAAAGAAGCGCAAUGACUGCGCAUCCGUGAUGCUCGUGAACACACCUUUUUCCUCAUACAGGCGGAAGUUUACAGUUGGAUUCCCCGACCCUCCUCCAUGUCAAAUAAUUGAAGAAAACCUAUCCCAGACUGUGGCACCAUGUCUGAUCCGGAAUCCCCGGAUGCUAGUGAUCCGGCCCAGAGAAGCUCCCUGCGAGGUACAGAGAUGACGUCAGGGAAGCUGGAAGACUGCAGUCAAACACUGGAACUCAGUGUGGCUGUCAAAGAUGAUGACGGUAAUGACGAGGAGGAGGCUGAUGAAGAGGAAGAGGAUAGCGAUGAUGUAGACUCUGGGCGGAAAGUUGUGAAAGUGGACAUGGAUGAGGAGGAAGGAGAAGCAGUGAAGUCAGGGCUUUCUAUUGUUAAAGAGAUGCAGAGGAGGAGGGAGGUGGCGGAGAUGAGACCAACUCCGGAGGGGGCGCCAACUCGGACACAGACAGUUCAGACGGGGAGAAUGAACAGAGUUCGAACGCUCAGAGUGCAGUGGAGAAGCCACACCCUUGCUCCCAGUGUGGCAAGACCUUCAUCACCGUGGGGAGCCUGAAGAGGCACACACAGACUCACAGCGGAGAGAAACCCCACCGGUGCUCCGUCUGCGGGAAAUGUUUCUCACGCUCAGAUGACAUGAAGAGACACCUCACCAUCCACACAGGAGAGAGGGUGAGCCACGUCUGUCAUCAGUGUGGGAAGACUUUCACCAGUCUGGGAGGGCUGAAGAAACACCAGAUGACCCACACAGGAGAGAAGCCGUUCCAGUGUUCUGAGUGUGGGAAAGGUUUCACUGCGCAGGGUAACCUCAAGAUCCACCAGCUCAUCCACACAGGUCUGUUAUAUAAUACAUGUGCCGUUUUACCUCUCAGGUUUAUAUCUCUCAGAAAGACACUCAACGUUUUGUACCGGCUUUUAAAUUAAAAUGUAUUUAUGUUCAUCUUGU